AUGAACGCAGCCGGCGAAAUUACCCCUCCCAUGGGCCCAACCCAGCUGGCAGCAGGCCAUGCGCCUCCCACCCCACCCCACGAGUCUGCCCUCGAUGAUGUCUACGGCUCUGCGCCAAACUCUCCAUACCUCGACGCGCAAACCUCAGACCGUGCACACGAAAUGCUCUCUGACCUGCCUUCACGACAACGUGCCCUGGACGCCGACGCGUACCGUGAAGGUCUAGCGUCCGCGAAAGGCCAGUACGUGCAAGAAGGGUUCGACGAGGGAUAUGCGCUGGGCGCAGACCUGGGACUACGCGCUGGCUACGCCUUGGGCGUACUACGGGGCUUCAUAGGCGCGUGGAAAGGACUCGACCAAGACGUCUACAAUGAGAUGAUUACCUUGUACAACCAGGCGCAAAAGGAGCUUGCAAUCGAGCAAUUACUGGGACAAACCUGGGUCGACGAAGAAGGGAUAUGGAAAUGGGAGGUUAGGGGUGUAGAUGGCGACGCGACGUUCAGGGAGGUAGCAGCGCAGCAUCCUGUUGUCAAGAGGUGGGACGAUAAGGUCGAGGAACUGGCCCAGCGGUGGGGUGUUGAUCUCAAGGCUGUGGAGAAGAUGAGCAGCAAAGAAGAGGAGCAGUCGUGA
Ascochyta rabiei is the source of this 630-nucleotide messenger RNA. RefSeq names its product Essential protein Yae1, N terminal. The record is from RefSeq and is a predicted model, not a curated record. The transcript has a single exon. Lineage: Eukaryota; Fungi; Ascomycota; Dothideomycetes; Pleosporales; Didymellaceae. The coding region runs from base 1 to 630 and encodes 209 amino acids.